Messenger RNA from Grammomys surdaster, 3870 nucleotides. It is a transcript of the gene Kcng4, whose product is annotated as potassium voltage-gated channel modifier subfamily G member 4. The transcript has 4 exons. The record is from RefSeq and is a predicted model, not a curated record. Gene Ontology annotation, molecular function: delayed rectifier potassium channel activity. Gene Ontology annotation, biological process: potassium ion transmembrane transport; protein homooligomerization. Bases 493 to 1326 code for a protein of 277 amino acids. Gene Ontology annotation, cellular component: voltage-gated potassium channel complex; membrane. Lineage: Eukaryota; Metazoa; Chordata; Mammalia; Rodentia; Muridae.
CUAAGCCCUUCCCGGCAGCACCCCCACCCCCCAUCUUAGGCAGGACCAUGCUGACUGUCCCCAUGGGACUUGGAGCACCAAGUCCAGUGCUGAGGCAGGACAGCUGGCCCAGCUCCCUGCAGCAUCCGGACCUUCGGCUUCCAGGAGGAGGGAGGACUUCAGAGCCCUUCUAGAGAGCCACCUUGCGCCUCUGCUCCUCUGCAGAUUCAGACUGAAUAAACUUCUGCUCUGUACAGGAGGCCGGAGAAGGACUGGACACUGACCCUCGGCCAGGGCUGCUAUGUUGGGAGCUGGUUUUGAUUUGUGUUUUGUUUCGGUUUUGGUUUGGGUGGUUUUCUUUUCAUGUCCCCCUACCUCUCUGUCACAAACCUGUCUCUUUCCUGGUCACUGAGACAUGGGCUCCCCAUGUCCGGCAGAGAACCAGCUGGGAACACACUUCCUAAAACAAGCGACAGGUGAACCCACUGCUCCCUGGCCUGACAGUCUGAGGCAAUGCCCAUGUCUUCCAGAGACAGGGACCUGCAUCCUGGACUCCAUCACUUUGGCUCCUGCAGCCCCUUGAGUCAGCUCUGGCCUGGUCCCGAGCCUCAGUCAGUCAAGGGCCUUUACUACCGCAGGGCCCGGAAGGUGGGCCACCUGGACGCCUCUCCAGAGGCCAACCUGAAGGAGAUCCUGGUGAACGUGGGUGGCCAGCGGUACCUGCUGCCCUGGAGCACCCUGGAUGCCUUCCCGCUGAGCCGCCUGAGCAGGCUCCGGCUGUGCCGGAGCUAUGAGGAGAUCACGCAGCUCUGUGACGACUACGAUGAGAACAGCCAGGAGUUCUUCUUUGACAGGAAUCCCAGAGCCUUCGGGGUGAUCGUGAGCUUCCUGGCUGCGGGAAAGCUGGUGCUUCUGCGAGAGAUGUGCGCCUUGUCCUUCCGGGAGGAGCUGAGCUACUGGGGCAUCGAGGAAGCCAACCUGGAGCGCUGUUGCCUGCGUAAGCUGCUUCAAAAGCUGGAGGAGGCGGCCGAGAUGCGCCGGGAGGAGGCUGCCCAGCGCCAGCAACAGCGCCAGGCCUGCCACUCGGAAGUGCACGCCUCACGAUGGGCUCGCAGCAUGAACCAGCUGCGUGAGAUGGUGGAGGACCCACAGUCAGGGCUGCCCGGGAAGGUCUUCGCCUGCCUCUCCGUUCUCUUCGUGGCAACCACGGCUGUUAGCCUGUGUGUGAGCACCAUGCCCGACUUCAGGGCUGAGGAGGACAAGGGGACAGCAGCAAGGCAGAGAGUGGCUCUAUUAAGCCAGCCUGCUGUCCUGAGGAGAGCCAUAGGGCAUGGGAGAAUGCGCUAGAAAAUGCUACUACAUCUUCGUGGUGGAGACCAUCUGUGUGGCCUGGUUCUCCUUGGAGUUUUGUCUGCGCUUCGUCCAGGCCCCGAACAAAUGUCAGUUCUUCCGCGGGCCCCUGAAUGUCAUCGAUAUUCUAGCCAUCUCCCCAUACUACGUGUCGCUUGCAGUGUCUGACGAGUCCCCGGAGGCGGGCGAGAGGCCGAGCGGCAGUUCCUAUCUGGAGAAAGUGGGGCUGGUGCUGCGCGUUCUGCGGGCACUACGCAUCCUCUACGUGAUGCGCCUGGCUCGCCACUCGCUGGGGCUGCAGACCUUGGGCCUCACUGUGCGCCGCUGUGCCCGCGAGUUUGGCCUCCUGUUGCUCUUCCUGGGUGUGGCGGUUACCCUCUUCUCUCCUUUGGUCUAUGUGGCUGAGAAUGAGUCCGGAAGGGUCCUGGAGUUCACUAGUAUCCCCGCGUCCUAUUGGUGGGCCAUCAUCUCCAUGACCACGGUGGGCUAUGGGGACAUGGUCCCUCGCAGCGUGCCAGGACAGAUGGUGGCUCUGAGCAGCAUCCUUAGCGGGAUCCUCAUCAUGGCUUUCCCGGCUACAUCCAUCUUCCACACCUUCUCUCACUCUUACCUGGAACUGAAGCGGGAGCAGGAGCAGGUCCAGGCUCGUCUCCGGCGGCUUCAGAACAACAAUUCCGCCAGCGAACGGGAGCUCCUGACUGACGUAGAUGAUCUGGUUCCGGAGGGCCUGACCUCCCCAGGCCGCUACAUGUAAACCCCACCACCUUAAGAAUGUGCCAUAGCUUCAACCCAUCCCAUGGCUGAGACGGGCUCCUGUAUCUCUCGGCUCCCGAUGGACCACCUGGGGGCUUAGAAUACUGACUUACUCCCAAAGCAGGAAAGGUGCCAGGCCAUGACGUCAUUGGUGUGAUCCUGGGCCCAUCCCUUGUCCUUCCCCAGCUCCCUGUCAGUCACUGCCCAUUUUGCCACACUGGAUCAGAGUUCCUGUGUUCUUUUCCCUUCCUUGCAAACUCUGUACUAUUCUACCCUGGGUUCUGGAUGCUCACAGAACUGACUUCCACUAAUAGCCAAAUACGGAGUCUGCAGAUUUCCCUUUUCUCCCUCAGACCCCCUGUCCUGGGCCACACUACUCCUGAGGAUCAGAGUUCAGGCACCGAGACCUGCUCAAAGCUCCACGCAGCUUGCCAACUCUUAUGUUCUUUUACUGCCUUCCACCGCCAACCGUAUUUCAAAAUGCCAUGGAAGCACCUACUGUUCUAGAAGCUCUUAGCCAAGAAGGCAGCCCUGGACACUUCAGCAAAUCCUGUCAGGUUCUCAUGGCUGCAAGCCCGCUGUCACCUUCAACACACGUGGGGACCUACCUGGACAGGAAGGCCACCUUCAAGGACCCAGUCCCAGUUGGCCAGCUGGACUCUUGGUGGACAUUCCUAGUUAUCCAGCUCUUAGAGUCCCCUGACAAGGGGACUCUGAGAACUGUAUAACGUCCCUUCAGGAGGACAUGUCUCUCAGUCAGCUAAACAUGGCUGAUGGCUCAGCAGGACAGUCUUAGGCCUUCCUAGUUCUAGCUCCCCACUCACUUGUGACCCGCACUGAUGGAGGACAGGCAUCCCUGCUGUCUCUGUGUCCACAUAUGGGCUCAUCUGUCCACAGACUCAGCCCUGGGAUCCACGGAGGAAACAGAUCACUAUGACUUACAGAGACGAACCUGAAAUGAAGUGACCUCUGAGCAGCCGGUGCCCCAAUGUUUCCCAAGGCAAUGAGGGCUAGUGCUGGAGGGACACUUGCGGGAGUCAGAGGCAGAGCAGUAGGGGCAGGCUAGGAUCGGGAGCUGGCAGACCUCAAAGCAUGGUGGCUGUACUAGGGGUGAGGGCAAGGUUGACAGUCCAAGGGGUCAUGAGACCAAGCAGAAGUAGGAGUGCUAGCCAUCCAGGAACGACCUGCGGGUUCAACCCCUCUACAACACUACCAGUCUGGCUCAGCACAGCUGGGUGAGACCUCUGUGCUGAGCCAGAGGAGUUACACAGUCCUGCUGUCAUUCGAUAUUGGCUGUGAGGCCACUGGAGAAAGAAGAAGGGGUGAUGGCGAGAUGGACGGGACCCUGUGAAUCUGACGUGGCUCAUGUACGGGUACAAUCAGUACUGCAGCCCUGCUAGCACAUGCCUGGGUGUUGGUCUUUCCACUAGAACUAAGCUGAUCCCUGCUGUGUGCCGUGCUCCCACUUUCCUGUAGCUACAUGGACAAGGACUCUGCCCAAGGAAACCCCAGCAUUUACCCAGAGUGCAUCUUGCCCAUGUGGGAAUUCUCACAUACUCUGACGCCCCAAACAGAUGCACACACAUACUCCUGUCCCUCUAGACCUCAAGGUGCAGAGAGCACCUUUCGUCUUUCCCGAGCUGAUAUGUCUCAAGCAGACCCUUUAUGUCACAGGAACGCUGAGGCCCCGAUGAGGCCCACAGCAUGCUGCUUUGCUCCAGGAAUUGGCUAGCAGAGUCCUGGGGGUACCUGGAUGUAUUCUGAGAACAUUAAAAAUAGCUAUAUUAA